AUAAUUUUAAAUGUGUUUGGCUUUAGAUGAUGAACCAGAAGAGCCAAAGCUUACAAUUUUAACAAAACAACACAAGAAUGCAAUUCGAUCUCUAAGAAAAAUUAAAUAUUUUGUCGCUCGAAGAAAAUUUAAAGAAGCGCUUAAACCGUAUGACGUGAAGGAUGUUAUUGAACAGUACUCUGCCGGACACGUAGACCUCUUGGCCAGAGUCAAGAAUGUACAGCAAAGAGUUGAGAUAUUUUGUUCAAGUAAAAGGAUCAUUUUCAUCGAGCUGUAUAUCGAGAAUGCGCGAUCGACUACGGCAACCUUGCGCAAAUUCAAGGCA
Molecule: messenger RNA, 325 nt
Organism: Medioppia subpectinata
Lineage: Eukaryota; Metazoa; Arthropoda; Arachnida; Sarcoptiformes; Oppiidae
Source: the annotation of a GenBank genome assembly